AUGCCUGUUGAUCACAGACAUCUCCUAUCGCUGUUAGAUGAUUUAAUGAAACCAAUAUCCACUGUUAAAAUCUCACCACAAGAUGAAGAACACGAACAAAUUCUAACCAUAAAUCUAAUCUUUUCCAAUGCUUGUGAGCGUUUUCUCGAAACCAGUACAUCCCUGAAUUCAACUCUAUCACUGAAUAAUGACCAUCCUGCAUAUUACCGCUAUUUACAAGUUCAUUUACAUCUUCUCGAGCAGCUGCUGAUUUGUGAGCAAGCUCAUCUUUCAUCGCCCAUACCGUUAUUUAGCAUUCAGGACGAAUCGACUCUUUCUCGUUCAUUGUCGUUUGCUAUUUUCCUUGGUGUAAUCCUUCACUUUGAUGAGGGUAUCUACGUCUCGAUUGAAAACUAUCUCAAGAAUCCAAGUUCAUCAGUUCAUUUCUUAAAACUUCGAACAGACCUGACGCAUCAUGAUCGAAUGUUUUAUCUGCGAGAAACAUUAACUCAUCUAAUGAAAUGGAUUCAAACGACAAAUGUCAAGUCAUUCAUUACCCAUCGAUUAUGUUCAUAUAAUUUAUUAGAAUUAAUUCUUAGUCAUUUACAAUUACUGUAUUCGCCAAACUUGAAAUAUGCAAACAUAGAAUUCUCCUCGGACGGUUUCGAGUAUCUCCAGACGAACUUUUCUAAUCUAUUCAUUCAACAAAUUAUGCUCCUGAAUCGCCUGUUGUCUACAACAGCCAACAGUCCUCUGUGGCUCAAGACACGUUGUGGAGAAAUACUAACAUCGAUAUUGAUUCAUCCAAACAAUCAAGGUGUUCGUCAAAUAUUUCAGACCAUUCUCGACUCGUCAUCAGCCAAUGAUCGUCUGUAUGUCUCGAUGGCACAAAUCCUUUCUACCUGUCCUAAACAAUUCAAACCAGAAGAAUAUAUCAAACGAAUGAAAACUCAACUACUAGAACUCUUUCAUGAAGAACGUUAUACAAUCAUCAUUUCUUUAGCAAUCAAUCAACUGUAUCGAAGAUUCCCGAAAUUAAUGAAAGAUGAAAUCUUUCCAAGUUUAUUUCAGUUGUUAAUCUCAUGUCGAGAUCAGUCAAUGAAGCAUAUCUGUACAGAAGAACAAUUGGAAGUAUUCAUUCAUGAUCUAUACAAUUUGACAAGUCCUAUUCCUAAUGAACAGCUUCGACAUUAUCUCUCGGAGGCUCAUCUAUCAGAAUUAAUCAAUAUCUAUUUCGCUCUGGAACAAUCUUUAUCUGCAUUGAAAACGAGAUUCUUUCAAAUUUUAGUAACUAUCUUUUCAUCGAUGGAAAACGAACAAUGUUUUGAAUGUUUUCAACGCAUUCUAUUCCAUCAACAAGUUUUUUCUUUCAAAUAUGUGCCCGGCCAGGAAUCCACUUUUAGCUUGAUUGUCGAAAACGAUUCCACUGAUAACAAUCUGCAACUCAUCUGCCAGUUAUUAACCAAACUUUUAUUUGCAAUCGAAAAUAACGAAAGAUUGGUCGUUAAAAUCUUUCUUCAUUUCUUACAAUUACUAGUCACCGAGAAGAUUUCCAACGACGACUUACUGUGGUCUGAGAGUGAGACUCAACGAAAUAUCAAACAAUUGAAAAUCAUGGAAAUGUUAAAAUCUCUUCUGGAAUAUCUAACUGAACACAUUGAUAUAUUCAUUAAAAAUGUCGAUGAUACGAUUCGCGUCAUUCAGAUAAUUCUCGAGAAAAUAAGCAAGACUUACCAAAGCAAAUCUUCUGGCACACUUUUAACAAAGACGACUGAUGAAGACGACGAAGAUCUACCAGCCGACAAUGAAGCAUUACAACUUGUAUUCACUAUUGCGUCAUUAUUGAUCACCCAUUAUGAUCAAUUAUCAUCCGAAAAUAAACAAAUUCUCGCUUCGUUUCAUCCGGCAUUGAAGCUUAUCGAAGGAAAACAUUCCAAUCCUGAACUUCGUCAACUAGCACACGAGUUAUCGACUGCGUUUGUCACAUUUGGUGCCGUCAAAGAAAGCAGUACGACAACUUCAAAUAUUUUAAUCGAAGAAGUCAACGAGGAGCGCGAUCUACGUGCUGAAACAUUCGACAAUGCCUAUGCUUGUCUCAAAGAUCCAAGUAUUCCGAUUCGUGCACACGGCUUGAUCUUAUUUCGACGUUUGAUCGAACGAUCUGAUCACGAAACAUUGAUGAAGAUUCGAGAAAAUGAUAUGCAAUUGUUGAAAUGUUUUCAAGAACAUUUGCAUGCCGAAGAUUCUUAUGAAUAUCUAGCAGCAAUUAACGUUCUUCAUGCAUUAGCAAAUCAAUACACGGAUGAAAUUCUUCCUCGGCUUUGUAAUGAAUACAUAAAUCCGACGAGAAAACUAGAGGAUCGAUUAAAAGUCGGUGAAAUUCUUGUGAAAACAUGCCGCCUUUUAGGUGAUAUGUCGACGAAAUAUUCCUCGUUAUUGGUCAACACAUUCUUGAAUGCAUCGAAGCCGUCCGAGGACGAGAUGACUCGUGCCAGUGCGCUAUCGAAUCUUGGUCAAUUGUGUACCGUAUUGAAGUAUUCAUUGUCGAAAGACUUAACUGAAAUUUUGCACGCGUUGAGAAAUUAUUUAUCGAUCUUUGAAUCAGACGAGGUUCGACGUGCGUCGAUUCUUGUUUGCGAACUACUUUGCCAAUCACUUGAACAAUCGACAUGGUUAACAGUACUCGGAAGUGAACUGCCAUCAUUCUACCAGCUAAUUAAUCAAUUGUAUAAAAAUGAUAAAGAUGAUAUCGUGCGCUUACACGCUCAGAUAGCGUUAGAAGCGUUGAAUGCGAUCUGUCAAGAUUUUCUUCAGCCACCUGUGAUUUUAGAGAAAAAAAUUCAUGUUUUAUCAUGA
Messenger RNA from Adineta ricciae, 2835 nucleotides. Lineage: Eukaryota; Metazoa; Rotifera; Eurotatoria; Adinetida; Adinetidae. The record is from the annotation of a GenBank genome assembly.